UAUCAGCUGGAACAAACUUAAGUAAGUACUGAAAAUCAAGGCGUGGGUCUCUUCACGAAACUAGAACAUCAAGCAGCACAAAAUACCUCAACUCAGUAGACUCCAAUCAAAAAUCAAAACCCAUCACAACAAUAUAACACAGAUCAAACAAUACUGCCUUCAAAUUAUUUAUUAUUCUGAUUCUGAUUUCAAAUCCGUCAGUUAAUUUGAAGUUGUGACAUAACAGAGUAUUGGCAUCUGCUAACUUUUAGUUUCAAAGAUGGCCAAUUUACAAAUUACAAGUAUUUUGGAGAAGAUGACGGGGAAGGAUAAAGACUACAGAUAUAUGGCCACAUCUGACUUACUGAAUGAGUUGAAUAAAGAUACCUUUAAACCUGAUGCUGACCUGGAGAUAAAGUUGUCAAAUAUUGUUCUACAACAGCUUGAUGAUGUGGCUGGUGAUGUUUCUGGAUUGGCUGUGAAAUGUCUUGCUCCAUUGGUGAAGAAGGUGAGUGAAGCACGAGUCGUGGAGAUGACCAAUAGGCUAUGUGAUAAAUUGCUCAAUGGAAAAGAUCAACAUCGUGAUGCUGCAAGCAUAGCAUUGAAGACGAUUGUAUCUGAAGUCACAACUCAAUCUCUUGCUCAAUCCAUUCUUGUUUCCUUAUCUCCACAGUUGAUAAAAGGAGUAACUAGUCAGGGUUUGAGCGCCGAGAUAAAAUGUGAAUGUCUUGAUAUAUUAUGUGAUGUCCUUCAUAAAUUUGGAAAUUUGAUGGCAGCUGACCAUGGGCUGAUCUUAAAUGCACUUUUGUCACAAUUGAACUCAAGUCAAGCCACCAUUAGAAAGAAGACUGUUUCUUGUGUUGCAUCCCUUGCGUCAAGCUUGUCUGAUGAAAUGUUGGCAAAAGCUACAGUUGAAGUUGUGCGUAACUUGAGAAAUAAAGGUGUAAAGCCCGAAAUGACCCGUACAAAUAUUCAGAUGAUUGGUGCUUUAAGCCGCGCUGUAGGAUACCGGUUUGGACCUCAUCUUGGCGACACUGUGCCAGUUUUAAUUAAUUACUGCACAACUGCAUCAGAAAAUGACGAGGAGCUUCGUGAAUAUAGCCUGCAGGCGCUAGAGAGUUUUCUUCUAAGAUGCCCUAGAGACAUUUACUCAUACUGUGAUCAAAUUCUUCUUCUUACUCUUGAAUAUCUAAGUUAUGAUCCAAAUUUCACUGAUAACAUGGAAGAGGAUACUGAUGAUGAAAGCUAUGAAGAGGAGGAAGAUGAUGAGAGUGCAAAUGAAUAUACAGAUGAUGAGGAUGUCAGCUGGAAAGUUCGAAGAGCAGCAGCUAAAUGCUUAGCAGCAUUAAUAGUUUCUCGUCCUGAAAUGCUUGCAAAGCUAUACGAGGAGGCCUGUCCUAAGCUGAUUGAUAGAUUUAAGGAAAGGGAAGAAAAUGUCAAGAUGGACGUAUUCAACACAUUCAUUGAGCUAUUACGUCAAACUGGAAAUGUUACAAAAGGGCAGAUUGACAUAAAUGAAUCAAGCCCAAGAUGGUUACUCAAGCAUGAAGUACCAAAGAUAGUUAAAUCUACAAAUAGGCAGCUUCGUGAGAAAUCUAUCAAGACAAAGGUUGGUGCAUUUUCUGUACUGAAAGAACUGGUGGUUGUCUUGCCAGACUGCCUCGCAGAACACAUUGGUUCACUUAUUCCUGGAAUUGAAAAGGCUUUGAAUGACAAAUCUUCAACCUCAAAUUUGAAGUCUGAAGCCCUUAUAUUCACAAGAUUGGUAUUGGCUUCACAUUCUCCUCCUGUAUUCCAUCCCCAUAUCAAGGAGCUUUCUGGUCCUGUUUUUUCAGCUGUCGGCGAGCGUUACUACAAGGUAACAGCUGAGGCAUUAAGAGUGUGUGGAGAACUUGUUCGCGUCCUGCGACCAAAUGUUCAGGGCUUGGAUUUUGACUUCAAACCUUAUGUUCAUCCAAUAUAUAAUGCCAUAAUGUCACGCUUGACGAACCAAGACCAAGACCAGGAAGUUAAAGAAUGUGCUAUUUCUUGCAUGGGGCUCGUCAUUUCAACAUUUGGUGAUAAUCUCAGAGCAGAGUUACCUUCAUGCCUUCCUGUACUUGUCGACCGAAUGGGGAAUGAAAUAACACGACUUACAGCUGUCAAGGCUUUUGCUGUCAUUGCUUCUUCUUCUCUUCGAGUUGAUCUAUCUUGUGUUUUGGAUCAUGUAAUUGUAGAGCUAACAGCAUUUCUCCGGAAGGCUAAUCGUGCUCUACGACAGGCAACACUAGGGACUCUAAAUUCCCUAAUUGUAGCCUAUGGCGAUCAGAUUGGUUCAUCUGCAUAUGAAGUUAUUAUAAUUGAACUUUCCACUCUGAUAAGUGAUUCAGACUUGCAUAUGACUGCUCUUGCUCUGGAACUUUGUUGCACUUUGAUGGGUGAUAGGAGGUCCAGCCCUAAUGUUGGUUUGGCUGUUAGAAACAAAGUUCUACCCCAGGCACUAACAUUGAUCAAAAGCUCGUUGCUGCAGGGUCAAGCUCUUUUGGCUUUACAAAACUUUUUUGCCUCGCUAGUCUAUUCUGCAAAUACAAGUUUUGACACUUUACUGGGCUCCCUUCUAUCAAGUGCUAAGCCAUCUCCCCAGUCAGGUGGUGUGGCAAAACAAGCCUUGCAUUCAAUUGCUCAAUGUGUAGCUGUCCUCUGCCUUGCUGCAGGUGAUCAGAAAUGUUCAUCUACAGUUAAAAUGCUGACAGAAAUUCUUAAAGAUGACAGCAGUACCAAUUCAGCCAGGCAGCAUCUUGCCUUGUUAUGCCUGGGCGAGAUUGGGAGGAGAAAGGAUCUAAGUACACACCCACAAAUAGAAACUAUUAUAAUUGAGUCCUUUCAAUCUCCUUUUGAAGAGAUAAAAUCUGCUGCUUCUUAUGCUCUUGGCAAUAUUGCUGUCGGUAAUCUGUCCAAGUAUCUGCCUUUUAUCUUGGAUCAGAUUGAUAAUCAGCAGAAGAAACAAUAUCUCCUGCUUCAUUCUCUGAAGGAGGUUAUUGUAAGACAGUCUGUAGAUAAUGCAGAGUUCCAGGAUUCUAGUGUUGAGAAGAUACUAAAAUUACUAUUUAAUCAUUGUGAGAGUGAGGAAGAGGGUGUUCGAAAUGUUGUGGCUGAGUGUCUGGGUAAAAUUGCACUUAUAGAACCUGCAAAACUUGUUCCUGCACUUAAGGUGAGAACAACUAGUCCAGCUGCAUUCACAAGAGCAACAGUGGUAAUUGCUGUAAAAUAUUCAAUAGUUGAGCGGCCUGAGAAGAUAGAUGAGAUUAUAUACCCUGAGAUAUCAUCAUUCCUUAUGCUUAUCAAGGAUCAUGACCGGCAUGUGAGGCGUGCAGCUGUGUUGGCCUUGAGUACAUUCGCGCACAACAAGCCUAACCUUAUCAAGGGACUUCUUCCUGAAUUAUUACCCCUUCUCUAUGAUCAAACAAUUGUGAAGAAAGAAUUAAUACGAACAGUUGAUCUUGGGCCCUUCAAGCAUAUUGUGGAUGACGGACUUGAGUUGAGGAAAGCAGCUUUUGAAUGUGUAGAUACUUUGUUGGAUAGUUGUCUUGAUCAACUAAACCCAUCGUCUUUCAUUGUUCCUUACCUCAAAUCUGGUCUUGAAGAUCACUAUGAUGUUAAAAUGCCUUGCCACCUUAUCCUCUCAAAACUUGCAGAUAAAUGUCCAUCUGCCGUCUUGGCUGUGCUGGACUCUUUGGUUGACCCUCUCCAAAAAACUAUAAAUUUUAAGCCAAAGCAAGAUGCUGUUAAGCAGGAAGUAGAUCGUAAUGAAGACAUGAUUCGCAGUGCUCUUCGAGCAAUUGCAGCCCUAAAUCACAUAAGCGGAGGUGCUUGCAGCCCUAAAUUCAAAAACCUUAUGAAUGAAAUUUCAAAAUCUCCUACCCUGUGGGAGAAGUACUAUUCCAUCCGGAAUGAGUAAUGGCCAUGACGACGAUCCUUCUAUAAACAUAUUGCUCAAGUUUGCGCGAGAGAACUACAAAUACAGUUUGUUUUGAUGUUCUAUUGUACACUCUCUUCAGAAAGGAACGGAAGUAAUCACCCUUACCGGAGGUUUGGCACCGUAUCGGAGUUAAGAAAUGCUGAAAUUUUGGUCGAAGAAGCUCGUAGGAAGGAUAUUACAUGACCAUAUGGUGCAUGCAAAUACUUUUUUUGUUAUUAUUAUGUAUAGGGCAAAUACUUUGUCUGUUGCUACUGAUUAUGAGCUAAAAAUGCAAAAUGUUGUUUUCAUAUCUAAGAGAAGUGAGUUUUACUAUACAUUUGGUGAUACUUAUUAAUUGAUAUGGUUGGAAGCAUCUUCUGGCUGCAAAUUUUUGA
Molecule: messenger RNA, 4311 nt
Organism: Mercurialis annua (annual mercury)
Lineage: Eukaryota; Viridiplantae; Streptophyta; Magnoliopsida; Malpighiales; Euphorbiaceae
Product: cullin-associated NEDD8-dissociated protein 1
Exons: 29
Coding region: 260-3916 (1218 amino acids)
Biological process (GO): protein ubiquitination; SCF complex assembly
Cellular component (GO): nucleus
Source: RefSeq, a predicted model, not a curated record